Messenger RNA from Exserohilum turcica Et28A, 474 nucleotides. RefSeq lists its product as uncharacterized. The record is from RefSeq and is a predicted model, not a curated record. The transcript has a single exon. Lineage: Eukaryota; Fungi; Ascomycota; Dothideomycetes; Pleosporales; Pleosporaceae. The coding region runs from base 10 to 168 and encodes 52 amino acids.
UCCCACCAGAUGACUCGCCUCGUCGACUGCCUGCUUGCCAAACUCACUUGCUCCCCGCCUUUGUCGACACGGCACAACGGCCUGCCGCCGAGCCUGCCGAGGCCUGCGCCUCCCAAACAUGUGAAGCAUGCCGUACAACAGUCAUCCUUUAGUCAGGGUGCGCACUGAACCAACCUCUUCACCGUCUCUUCCUUGUCCUAGUCAUAUAGUAAUUGAUACGGCAGCCCCGGAAUUCUUGACAUGCCAUCUUUCCACCUGUUCGCUCCCACGACGCUGAUCGCAACCCUGUCGGCACAAUCUGCCGGCGCUCCAAUCCGCCAUGUGCCCUUUGGUGAUAGCAUCACGGAAAUUGUGUGCUGGAGUAGCGACUUCUGCCAACCUUGUUAAUCUACUCAAUGGGCCACUGUGCAUUGGGUCGGCAUCGGGUCGGUCCGAAAACACCUAUAGCGACUCGGCCUAUGACAGCCACCACAA